CCAUCCAGUCCCAGGUACGAAACAGGGGCACUACCUCUUUAAAAGCGUCCGGGGCUGAGCCUCUGCCGCACCAUGUGAUUGCUUGAAAGGCCGGGCUGGGAGCGCAGCGGCGGGAGCCUGGAGAAUGAUGAGCCGGUGCGCGCACGGUGCCCAGAGCCCAGCCCUGCCCGGCGCGGCUCCGGAAAGCCGCCCGGGGAACUUAGGGCAACGCCUUUGGGACCCCCUACUGGUUGGCAGGCAAGAUGGGCUGCCUAUGUCCCCUCCUUCCCAGGCUGGCAUCCCCACCGCAGGCUUCCUGACCACAGGUGCUGGCCUCGUGCCCCAGGGCGCCUGUCUGCUGAUGUGCCCAGCUCCUGCCCACCAUGCCGCCCUACAUCUCGGCUUUCCAGGCUGCCUACAUUGGCAUCGAGGUGCUCAUUGCCUUGGUCUCUGUGCCUGGAAACGUGCUGGUGAUUUGGGCUGUGAAGGUGAACCAGGCACUUCGCGAUGCCACCUUCUAUUUCAUCGUAUCCCUGGCAGUAGCUGAUGUGGCCGUUGGCGCCCUGGUCAUCCCACUAGCCAUCCUUAUCAACAUUGGGCCACAGACCUACUUCCACACCUGCCUCAUGGUGGCCUGCCCUGUCCUCAUCCUCACCCAGAGCUCCAUCCUGGCUCUGCUGGCUAUUGCUGUGGAUCGUUACCUCCGAGUCAAGAUCCCUCUCCGGUACAAGACAGUGGUGACUCAGCGCCGGGCAGCAGUGGCCAUCGCUGGCUGCUGGAUCCUCUCCCUGGUUGUAGGCCUGACACCCAUGUUCGGCUGGAACAACCUGAGUGUGGUGGAGCAAGCCUGGGCAGCUAACGGCAGCGUGGGGGAGCCCGUGAUCAAGUGUGAGUUCGAGAAGGUGAUCAGCAUGGAGUACAUGGUCUACUUCAACUUCUUCGUCUGGGUGCUGCCGCCGCUGCUCCUCAUGGUCCUCAUCUACCUGGAGGUCUUCUAUCUGAUCCGUAAGCAGCUCAACAAGAAGGUGUCGGCCUCCUCGGGUGACCCGCAGAAGUACUACGGGAAGGAGCUGAAGAUUGCCAAGUCUCUGGCCCUCAUCCUCUUCCUCUUCGCCCUCAGCUGGCUGCCACUGCACAUCCUGAACUGCAUCACCCUCUUCUGCCCGACCUGCCAGAAACCCAGCAUCCUCAUCUACAUCGCCAUCUUCCUCACGCACGGCAACUCAGCCAUGAACCCCAUCGUCUAUGCCUUCCGCAUCCACAAGUUUCGGGUCACCUUUCUGAAGAUUUGGAACGACCAUUUCCGAUGCCAGCCCAAGCCUGCCAUCGACGACGACCUCCCAGAGGACAAAGCUGACGACUAGACUCCGCCUCGCUCCCUCCAGCCCACAUCCAGUGGCUCUCUGCUCAUCCCUCGGAUCCCAACGGCCCCACUGCUCUUCCUCAGUUUCCCUAGCUGGGCUGUGUGGGCUGUGGGCACCAGGGAGGCUCUGAAGAGAUGCUGUAGAGCAGAGCCCCUUCUCCAAGGAGCCAGUUGCCCUGUACCUUGGGGAGCUGGAGGAGGUUUGGAGGUGGGUCAGGCUAUGGCAGCGAGCUGGGUACCCUGAGGUGAGAGGAGUGUGUUGAGUGCCCCUUAUCCGGCUGUUCUACAGUCAAACAGGGGAGCCUGCUGUUAGGUGUUGGUGGCCCAAGGGACCAACUUCAAGGAGAGGAUGAGACCCCCUCAGAGGAUGGCUGGAGAGAAGUGGGUAUACCCUGGCUUUUCUUUCUCUCCCGUUCUGUAGGAAAGAUAGCAAAGUUCAGGAAAGGAGACCUCAUCCCCACCUCCAAGGAUUUUGUGUUUCUGGCCGUACAGGUACUGUGAUGCCUGCAAUCCUUACCCCGACAAGUCUGGGGUUAUACUUGGGCAAGGCAGAAAGAAUGGGACCAAGGAUCGUUUCUCACAUUUUCUUUAUUCACAACCCUGGACUGCCUGCCAGGGGGCCUCUAAGCACUGGGGAAUAAGCAUGGUCCAGUAGGUGCUGGCCUCACAUAGCCAGCAGGGGGCAGCACUGAGCCCUUUUGCCCUGAACUUCCUGGGAGCUCCCAAUGUAACUUGCUGUCUUCUGGGCCACCAAAUGUCACCAACUCCCAGAAAGAGACAGGCCUGGACACUCCUGGAUGACACUAUCCCUGCUUCUGGGCCCCAGGAGAAGAGAGCCCUAGAAAGGACAGCCCUUGGGAGCACUCUGCUUGAGUGGGAAGGAGGAGGAAGUCAUCCAAGAGGGUCUCAGGCGACUAUAGGCACUCCUGGUAUGGAGUACAGUAGGCCAGACCAGACCAGAGGAGACGCUCUCUUGAGAGUGUGAGCGAUUGCCUUGCCAGCGUUGAAAUACCCAAAAUGCUCCUGGGGGCGGGGGAUUAAGAUCAAUUUUUAGGGGGCUUCAAAAGCUGUGUUAUGAACAGAGUGUAGGCCUUUGUGGGUCUCGGUUAGGACCAAUCCAUACCCUGCUGAGCCCGGAUUUCUCCCUUGUGUGGACAGCAGGCAGGGGAGGGUGACAGGUUCUGAGUGUGAAUAUUGACCCCAAGUCUUGAUUCCAGGCUCUUCCCUCAGCUGGAGGUAAGGCGUCCCUGGCUCUCAAGGAGGUCCCUAUGUCUAAUAAAAGACUGUGAACCCUU
Molecule: messenger RNA, 2637 nt
Organism: Peromyscus maniculatus bairdii (prairie deer mouse)
Lineage: Eukaryota; Metazoa; Chordata; Mammalia; Rodentia; Cricetidae
Gene: Adora1
Product: adenosine A1 receptor
Biological process (GO): G protein-coupled adenosine receptor signaling pathway
Cellular component (GO): dendrite; plasma membrane; synapse
Molecular function (GO): G protein-coupled adenosine receptor activity
Source: RefSeq, a predicted model, not a curated record